AUGACGAGGCUUUUGCCGUCAAAACUCGAGGGGGCCUCGGCUUUCACCGACCCGACUUACUGGAAGAAUUUCUUCGCUCAACGAAAGUCCCCCUUUGAAUGGUACGGUGAUUAUCAAGUGCUCUCGACGGUCUUCGACAAGUACAUACGGCCCUCCGAUCAAAUACUGCAAAUCGGUUGCGGCAAUUCGGCGCUGGCCUCGCAGCUCUACGACAACGGCUACCAGCAUAUCCACUCGAUUGACACGGAUAGCCGCGUAAUUCGCGACCAGAAACUCCGCAACCGCGUACGAAGCGGUCUCGUAUUUGAGGAAGGCGAUGCAACGGCGCUCAAACACGCAGAUGAGAGCUUCAAUGUAGUGGUGGACAAGGGAACGCUGGACGCCUUGUUACCCCCGGAUCCGAGUGACGUGAACAAAAGUGUGGUCAGCCGUAUGUUUAGCGAGGUGGCACGUGUUCUUGCCGCAAACGGCCGCUACAUAAUCAUCACGCUGGCGCAGGAGCACAUCAUCAAUUUUUGGGUUGAGCAGCUACGUUCACGCUUCUUUCUGCGCGUGCACAAGGGGACGGAUCACGACACCGAAUUCCGAAUGCCAGUGUUUGUACUGGUCGCAACAAAGCUGCGUCACCCCAUGGAGAUGCCGUUAGAAUUCUCAAAAAGCAGCGACGCCAAGAUGGAUCGCGUGCCUUCCGUGGGCAAGCUGUACGAGCUGAUCCGGGCACAGCAGGAAUUCGGCCAAUUCAUGUUCCAUUGUCACCAGCAACUGCCCGAAGAGGUGUCGGUGAUUCUGCACGACAACGAGAAUAACCCAAAGUACAAGGUGUUCCUCGUUGACAAGGACGCUAAAGAAGGGCCUCUAGAGAGCUACGCUAUAUUCAUAGUACCCCUCGGGCGUGACUGCGACUGGAUAUUCGGGACGGAGCGCGGGCGCCGCGUGCUGCGGAUGCAAUGCAAAGCGGACCGUCUGGCCGUCGUCCACCUCUACCGUCACAUGGAGUAUCCGUGCAUGGAAACUGUGAAGCAGGAACUGAACCAUUACGCGACCACUUGGGCCCCGGGUAAUUUGACCGGCGAGUUCCAAUACCUGUCGAUGGGUGCCACCGAUGUCAGGAAGAGCGUCGCGAGCGGAAAGUCGGAAAUCAAUGGAGAAUGGAGUGUUGAAGAGGUCGACGUUAACGAUGAAGUGCUGCGUCGGCUCGUCUUCAGCUCUUCACAGAAUCUUAUCCAAACAGAGGCCAAAAUGAAACCGGCCAAGAAAGGCAAGAGAGUGAUGAGCUUCGACGAGCUGGCCGCCGAGUACCAGGAGCUGAUGUUGUUGUCCCUGUGCUUCCACCCCGAAAAGCCGAUCCUCCGCCUCGAUAUUGCCGAGCUGAAGGUGGCCAUCCUGGGACUGGGCGGUGGCCUUUUGACCACUUUCCUCAUACAGAAUACAAAACAGCUUUCCUGUGUGAGCAUCGAGCUGGAUCCGGUCGUUGUCAAGAUUGCCAAAGAACACUUUGGCCUACCGCAUAAGGACCCACGCUUGGAGGUGCGCGUCAUGGAUGCGUUGGACUAUUUGCACGAGGCGGCAGUUGCAGAUGAGGCCAACAAGCUCGACAUCCUGUUCGUCGACUUGGCUGGUGCGAUGGAUGACAGCGGUCUCUCCUGCCCGCCAAUCGCUUUCGUCGAAGAUGACGUCCUUUUGAACAUGCGCAACUGCCUGAAGCCCAACGGCGUACUCGCGCUCAACCUCGUCACCAGAGAUGAAGCCAUAUCGCACGACAUCAAGGCCAGAGUGGCCCACUAUUACUCGGACGUCUUCAGGGUCACCUCUACGGACGAUAUCAACGAGGUGCUCAUCUGCCUUCCGAACACCCUACCCACCCGGUUCGACCACGAGCAAAUGGCGGCCGAAAUCAAGGACUCGGCCCCGUCGACCCCGCUGACCAAGGCGGUGCUCAGCCAGCUCACCCAUCUCAACAAGUACAUCUCGAUCUCGCCGGAAGGGCCGAAU
This is a messenger RNA of Mesorhabditis spiculigera, 1992 nucleotides long. The record is from the annotation of a GenBank genome assembly. Lineage: Eukaryota; Metazoa; Nematoda; Chromadorea; Rhabditida; Rhabditidae.